This is a messenger RNA of Octopus bimaculoides (California two-spot octopus), 664 nucleotides long. RefSeq names its product myophilin. Gene Ontology annotation, molecular function: actin filament binding. The record is from RefSeq and is a predicted model, not a curated record. Gene Ontology annotation, biological process: actin filament organization. Gene Ontology annotation, cellular component: actin cytoskeleton. Lineage: Eukaryota; Metazoa; Mollusca; Cephalopoda; Octopoda; Octopodidae.
CAUUUUCCAUUUGGCCAGAGUCGCUGUUUCUCCCCCGCUGGUGAAACACUCCUUGCAUUUCGCUGCUGUUUAGGCGAAAGAACAGGAACAUUAAGCUCACUAUAUACACACACUUCACUGUCAUAUAGUAUAUAUAUAUAUAGGUAAACAUAUAUACAUAUAUACACUCGUACCGCAUUUCGUUAAGGAGGUUGCUGUAUACAUUAUGUCCGCAUACAGAGCACCGAGGGCUGGUUUAGCCAAAGAAGAAAGUCAAAAGAUCGAGGCCAACUUUGAUAUAGACAACGCUCGUCUUUGCCUAAAAUGGUUGCAGCAGAUCUCUGGGGAAACCCCCAGCAUCGACUUGUCCGAUGAUAGACGUAAAGCGAUUGAUACAGCAUACGCUGCCCUUAAAGAUGGCAUGUAUCUUAUCAGAGCCGUGAACCUCGCUCUCCCACCUGAAGAAAGAUUAGACCUGAGCAAACGGACAUUUCAGCCAACAGACAGCGAGACAUUUCGUACGGCACGUGAGCGAGAACGAAUUGAGAUCUUCCUAGACAAAUGCCUGGACGUCGGCUUGCUCGACACGAUGAUCUUUCAGAUCGAUUGUCUAUACGAGAGGACAAACCUAUCGCAAGUGAUGUCAACUAUACGAUCUCUUGGCAUUGAGGCACAGACGAAAUAA